Molecule: messenger RNA, 1583 nt
Organism: Chiloscyllium plagiosum (whitespotted bambooshark)
Lineage: Eukaryota; Metazoa; Chordata; Chondrichthyes; Orectolobiformes; Hemiscylliidae
Product: ras-related and estrogen-regulated growth inhibitor-like protein A
Molecular function (GO): GTPase activity; GTP binding
Source: RefSeq, a predicted model, not a curated record
CUGUGGGAGGUGGUAUAAAACAGACUUGUCUGUGUUCGAGCAGAGUGUGCUAUACCUGUUCCCGGCAGCACCAGCUCCUGCCAGCAGAAAUGGUACUCCACACCAAAAGCCGGGAAUGCCUGGCAGUGCCCGGUCAGGAGAGACUGCAGGUCAACAUUCUCAUCCUGGGUGCAGAGAGGGUUGGCAAGUCUGCCCUCGCCGUCCGCUUCCUCACCCGGAGAUUCAUCGGGGAAUACGGCGAUAUCGAGACCAUUUACACUCACAACGUGACGAUCGACCGUGCGGAGACUCGCUUUCACAUUUGGGACUGUCUGAACCUCCAGCCGAGCGAACAGCAGAUGCGCUGGGCCGAUGGUUUCGUCCUGGUCUACAGCAUCCUAGACCGGCAGAGCUUCGAGGUGGCGCGUCGGCAGCUGGCGUGGCUCCGGGGCAGUGCCCGGGCCACCGUGGUGCUGGCGGGCAACAAGAGGGACCUGUGCCACCGGCGGGAGGUGUCGGUGGAGGAAGGGCGCCUCCUGGCGCUGGGCAGCGGCUGCGCCUUCCUGGAGGUCUCAGCUGCCGAAGGCUACCACGGGGUCCUGCUGGUCUUCCGCCAGCUGCUGGCUGCGGUGCAGGAGGCCAGAGCAGUGCCCAAACGGGCAGCCCGGCUCCGGGGCAUCGUCCGCAGCGUCUCUGCCGUGUUCGGGGGCAAGAGGCGGGUGGACUAACGGAAGAAGAAGCAGCACGGAGAGGCCACUCAGCCCGCCUCUUUGCCAGACUAUCCCAUCUGUUUCUACUCUCCAUCCUCGUCAAUCCCCUCAACCCCUUGGACAAUAGGACGGUAUGAAAUGGGGACAGGGGAGGCCACUCAGCCCACCUCUUUGCCAGACUAUCCCAUCUGUUUCUACUCUCCAACCUCGUCAAUCCCCUCAACCCCUUGGCUCAUCGGACAGUAAGAAAUGGGGACAGGAGGAGGCCACUCAGCCCGCCUCUCCGCGAGACUAUCCCAUCUGUUUCUGACUCCAUCCCCGACAACCCCUCAACCCCCUUGGCCAAUCAGAUGGUAAGAAAUGGCCAUAGGAGGAGGCCAUUCGUCCGACCUCGCUCAGGGCUGAUCUGACAUCCCCUCCCGCCCAAUUUCCUGCCCCUUCCCCCACCCCGGGUCACUGUGAUUCGAUCCAAACACACGCUCAGGAAUGGUUUGGAUUAGAUGGGCCAAGUGGGGGUGAAAGUGGACGGACACAUUGGUCGGCACGGACCAAUUCGGACCGAAGGGCCUGUCUCUGGCUCAGCCGCUCAGGACAUGGCCCCCAGACACCAUUUGGCCUUCACCAAGCUGUGAUGCCACCCAAGGUCAACAAGCCGGACACCCGAGGGACUGUCUGCCCCUUUCAGCAGCAGUGAUACGUUGAACUCACUUCGGAGAAGUUAACCCCUUGAACAGCCGACAAAAUUGUGUUGUAGCAAUUGUUGUGGAUAUUGUAAAUGAUGUUCAUUUUGUUAACUGAUGUAAAUCUCUAUUUAAGAUGGUAAUCAUUUGUACAUAUUUCUCACGGUGUCAAUGUGCUCCGUAAUUGGCCUGUAAUAAAUGCACUGCUCUGUUA